CUAAAAAGGGUUCCAAUUCCAAAGGUACCUGAACAUCGUUCUCAUGAAUGAUCUUCAAUCCAAUCCUUGAAGGUAAGAUCGCAGCCGUGGUUCAAUCCAUUUUUUCAGAUUGUGUGUUUUGAUACAAGAGAAAAAUAAUGGAGAUUUUCAAGAAGGCUGAAACCGUGCGUUUACGUAGCUACCACGACAAGUACCUUCUCGCAGACGACGACGAAGAUUCCGUGAACCAAGACAGAGACGGACGUUGCAUGAACGCUAGAUGGAAGGUGGAGAUUCUAGAAGAAGCAAACGUGAUCCGUCUCAAAAGCUGUUUUGGCAAGUACCUAACCGCUUCAAACAUGCCAUUGUACCUUGGCAUGACAGGCAAGAAGGUAACGCAGACGCUGCCACGUCGUCUAGACUCAUCAACCGAAUGGGAACCCGUUAGAGAAGGCGUUCAAGUUAGGCUCAAGACAAGGUAUGGGCAGUAUCUUCGAGCUAAUGGAGGUUUACCACCAUGGAGAAACUCAGUCACACAUGAUGUUCCUCAUAGGUCAACCACACAGGAUUGGGUUUUGUGGGAUAUUGAUAUUUUGGAAAUCAGAAAGAAGAAACCACCACAACCUAUUCUCCCGCCUCCUCCACCACCACCAGAGGUUCUGAUGGCAACAAUAGAUGAUCACGCUGAGCACAACUCACCCAAAGAGUUCUCUCUCAAGUCCCCAAGAUUUUCUAAAACAGAGGUUGAAGAUAGAGUCAGCUCACCAGGCAAGGCAGAUGGGAGACUAAUUUAUUACAGGGUUGGGGAUGAAGAUGGGAACGUGGAUGAAGGAGCAAAGGAAGAGCUUUUCUGUUUCAAGGGACUGGGACUAGAGGAGCUGAAACAGAAGCUUGAAGAAGAGACAGGUCUGAGUGAUGUAUCAAUCUGUUCCAAGAACCCUUUAAACGGCAAAUUGUAUCCCCUUAGGCUGCAUCUCCCUCCCAACAACUCAAAGAUGCAUGUCGUUUUGAUCCCUUCCUCUUCAAAAGGGGAUGAUGCAAGCACAUCUUGAAGUAUGGUUCAAAACUACAGAGAGUUUGUUGUCCAAGACCAAAAAAACUGUGUAUUUUGGUAACAUGCUGUAGAUCAACAAGACCUUUUCACCAUAACACUGCAUACCAUAAAUAUGUUUUGAUGCUAAAAGAAUCUUGCAUCAGGCUGUAUGUGAAAUCCUACCUAAGUAACAAAAAUCCCAUCUAUUUAUUGUCUAUAAGCUUCUUUUAUUCUCGGUGAUAUGUUCAUGAAACAAAUCAUAUUUGAGUAAACUGUUAAAGGAGAGCCUAAAUUUAUUAAACAUCAAGUUUCUUAAGGAGCACAAGAUAACUCAAGGUAGCAACUGUUAAGAAAGACAGGAGAGUACCUGGCCAAACCAGUGCUCCUGAGCGUAGACUAGACACGCAUUCUUAUCAAGCACCGGUUACCUGCAGUAACAGAUUUGGUUACCUUAAGUUGAGCUUAUAUGGCUUACAUCAUAUACUCAGCUUUUCACAGUAUUCAAGGGUCUUAAAUUUCUCUACUCUCUAGAUGUUUAUAGGUGUGCCCAAACGUCAUGCAAUUUCAUCUGUAGCUCCUGUUUUUCUUUUUUCCUUUUUUUUUGCUCAUGCAUUUCUCUACUCUCAAGACACCAUAAAGUUAGAUUCAGACAUUAGCCUUGCUUAAGUAUCCGUUCACAUGUCUCUGUGUUUUGUUCAAACCACAGAAUGAGAUGUUUUGUUUCCUGGAUAGAGUUGUAACUAAAGAACUUACAGUGAGACCUUUCUCAUUGAAAGUUUUACUUCUCUCAAGAUUAUCUUGAAACAUGAAAUGGAAUAAACAAAAACAUUUGCAUCAAAGGUUUAAUGAUUUUUUAAAAAAAUAUUUAGUACAUUUGCAUCAUUCAUGAAAUUUAUAAGGUCUGAAAAUGAAUGUUAAAGUUUAUAAAAUAAAGAACAAUCAAAGGGGAUGUAGCUCAGAUGGUAGAGCGCUCGCUUAGCAUGCGAGAGGUACGGGGAUCGAUACCCCGCAUCUCCAUUCUAUUUUUUUCCGUUCUUUCUGUUACACGUUCACUUGAUAUUUCCUUAGGAUCAUUAAAGCGAGACCGAAAGCUCUAUAUUUAAAGGAAUAUAAUAUUUAAUGUAAAGUUUUAAAGUUACUAGCUUAGUUCUUAAAUGAAAAGAUCUAAUACAAUUCCGCAGUCUUACUAAUUAUAAGCUUCUCGAGGACAUAACUUUCCUAACAUCUUACUUAGUAUAAAGACCAUACACUAAAAGGUAUUCAUAUCAUAGUUCUUACUUAGAUUCGAAUCCAACAUACAUAUAUAAUGGCUCUAUAGAUUGUAAACGAUAGAUUAUCUUUAUUAUUAAACUUAAAUCGUACAUGUAAAGAUAGAUUUUCUAUUGGUGGCUGCAACUCUGCGACCUCACCAUCGGUCCUCGUGUGUUUUCGCCGCAUAUUACCAUUUCCUCCGGUGACUCUACGGUCACUCUUAAAAGCGUUUCUUUUCAGAAAAGGAAAACAGUAAAAGAGAGGAUUAGAUUCAUUGGUCUGAACCAAGAGUCAAAAAGACAAAACCCACCUGUAAUCCCAUCAAUUUUAGUUGCCUACCGUUUAUCCAUUAUAGCUGGACACCCCAGAUAUUUCCACGUGGCACCGUGUCACGGGAGUGUAAUAAAAAAGCUUAUAUUCUUCUAGAUGUAACGUUAGCAUAAUAAUAACCUUUUUUUAUUUUUUUUGUCAACAACGUUAGCAUAACUAUCUCCCCAAAACUAAUAAAAAGUCUACCUUUUCGUCUUGUUUUUUAAUUAUUUACUCAAUUACUUACUUUUUAUAAAUAGUUUCAUAUUAAAAAAUAUUAAAUGAUUAAUCCUGUUUAAGAAUCUGGACACGAGUAAAGAAAGUUAUCAACAUACUUGAUUAAUCUAUCAUAUCUUAACCUUUCUAAAUUCUAAAGAAUAAAUAAGUGGUAAAACUAAAUUUUAUCAUCAAUUUUUUCUUAGAUUAUCAGACAUUUUGUUU
Messenger RNA from Brassica rapa (field mustard), 3013 nucleotides. RefSeq lists its product as uncharacterized. The record is from RefSeq and is a predicted model, not a curated record. Lineage: Eukaryota; Viridiplantae; Streptophyta; Magnoliopsida; Brassicales; Brassicaceae.